UCCUCUGUCUGGUCGUCGGUACGGGUUCCAUGGCGGCUAUUCCCGAUCGCGAGCGGCGGUGGUAUUUUACUCGCGAUGUUCUGAUGAACAGUCCUUCUCGAAAAUGUCAGAUAGAGCCAGAGAAGGAACUGUCCUACCGACAACAGGCCGCAAACCUUAUCCAGGACAUGGGACAGCGUCUUCAAGUAAAUCAAUUGUGCAUUAACACCGCCAUUGUAUAUAUGCACAGAUUCUAUGUGUUUCACUCCUUCUCGCGGUUUCCUCGAAAUAGUAUAGCAGCAGCGGCACUGUUCCUUGCGGCCAAAGUAGAAGAGCAACCCCACAAGCUAGAGUAUGUCAUCAAAGUCCAUCAUGCCUGCCUGCAUCGCGGAAGUCCUGUCCUGGACACGAAGAGUGAUGCUUAUCUACAACAAGCACAAGAGUUAGUCAUAAAUGAGAGCAUUCUUUUACAAACAUUAGGAUUUGAAGUUGCAGUAGACCACCCACACACCCACGUAGUCAAAUGUACACAGAUGAUUAGAGCCAGCAAGGACCUGGCACAGACCUCCUAUUUCAUGGCGACCAACAGUUUACACCUGACCACGUUCUGUCUGCAGUACCGACCGACCGUCGUGGCAUGCGUCUGCAUCUACCUGGUGGCCAAAUGGUCACAGUGGGAGAUCAUGAAGUCCAGCGAUGGCAAAGAUUGGUGGGAAUAUGUCGACCCGACUGUCACCAAGGAAUUGCUGGAUGAGCUUACAAAGGAGUUUCUGAGAAUCUUUGAUGCCUGCCCCAGUCGACUCAAGAGGAGAAUCUCAAACGAAAAGAUAACGUCUCAGUCUAGGAAACGCCCCAAGGAAAGCUUCUCCGAAUCUCACUCAGCCAGCACUGCCAAGUCUGUCCCAUCCUCCUCUGCCUCUGUCUCCUCCGUCGACAGCGGGCUGCCUGGAAGUGGAAACUCGGAAAGCUCGGUCAACACCCAGGAGCUAAUCGCCACAACCUCAAGUCAGGGUGACAGCCUCUCAUUGUCUCAGGACAACUCCCACACAGAGGGAGAUAAGCUAGGUUUGCAUGAGAUCAACAUGGGCUUGCCCAUGAUGGAAGCCUCAAUGUUUCCCCUAGAGUCUGAAUACAUGAGUGGUGUGAGUUUCAACCCUGGCGCAGAAAUCAAGCACGGUCCACCUAGCACACAGUCUGAUGCAGAUCAAGGGAAGCCGAUGGACCAGCAGGGCCAUCCAGUCAAGAAGUCUCUGAAGGAAUAUCGGGAGCAGAAGGAACGCGAAAGGAUGAAAAAUGCUCAGAGCAGGGAGAAAGCACCUCCCAGACCUAGUCACACUGCCUCAAGGCCAGGUGCUGUGUCAAAUCAGAAUCUCCACACUCCUAAAGUGAAUGUGGAUGCAUCCCAUACUGACCAGCGGCACAGGGAAGGGUACCACAGUCAAGGAGGCCAGAAACACAGGCCAGAAGACAGACAUUUGCCUGUAGAACACAGAAGAGCAGAAAAGGCUUCUGGGGUUCGCCAAGAGCAGUCAGGUAGCCACCCUCAGUCCAAGAGUUCUGGAAGACCAACAGACCUCAGACCAACCAGAGACCAAAGACCACUUUCUCAGCAUAGACCUCAUGAUUCUGGGAGUCAGCCAAGCCAAGCUAGUGUCACAGACUCCAGGUACUCCAAAAGCCUGGAUCAGUAUCAUAAACACAGCCGUGACUCCGUUCCACACAGCUCAGACAGGAAGCAACAUUUGGGUCCAGGUGAGCAAGGAAAGGAGCACAAGAGAAAUGGCUUUGAGAACAGAGAGCAUAGUGCUAACCUCAGACUGCCAGAAGCUCAUCAAAGGUUACUUAGUUCAGCUCCACCAACCAAACCACAUGCAACUGCAUCCCAAAGGCCUCAUACAGAAACUCUAAACGCACACAGUUCUGAAAAAAUGCCGACAUCAGAAUUACAUGGAAAGCCACAUCCAGAGACACUAAGACCAUCAAAAUCUGAAAUGUACAGAUCUCAUCGGCCGGAGCAUCAGGGAAACUUAAAGUCUGAGAAGCACAGAACACCCUCAUCAGAGACAGUAAAACUUCAAAAGUCCCAGUCACUUAAGCCACACAGAUCCGAGAUUCCUAAAGGGACCUCAACUGAGAAAGAGAGGACACAGCCAGCUAUUCCACCACUUGUUCCUGCAGUUGAUACCAAAAGAGAACAACGAUCAGCACCAACUGUUGAGACUCAGAGGGUAGAGCCGCCACAACCAAUUUACCAGGAGCUUCCCAGACCUCAAAGACCUGAACGGGUGUUACUACAACAGCCACAGACUCUAAAGGUUGACAGAAGAGUCACACAAACACCAAAUAAACAUGAUUCAUUAAAGGUGCGAAAAACAGAGGACCAGGUUUUGCAUAGAUCUGACACUGUGAUAUUGAGCAAAACAGAAGUGCCAAGUACGAAGAGCGCUGGGGUAUCCAAAGAAAAAGACCCAGAAGCUACAAAAUCGCUUAAAUCUGAUGUGCUAUCAAAACCUCAUAAAACUGAGGAGUCAAGAUUACCGCGAGCAGAAACUCAUAACACACAACGAGUGGAGAUUCCUAAACCACAAACCACUGACAUGGCAAGAAGGAAGGAGCCAGAAGUACCUCAGACACAGAAGCCUCAGCAGCUAAAGGUAGUGAAGGCUGAGCCACAGCAACCAGGGAAUCCAACAGUACAAACAAGGACAGAAAAGUUGGACGUUUCAAAAACACAGAAGGUGGUGCAGUCUCAACCCCAUAGACCAGAAACACCAAAAAAGCAGAGAGUAAAACAAGAGCAGGGACAACCACAAAAAGCGCCACCACCAAAGUCACAACCUCCUCAGGCUAUUCCUGGCAAGUUGUUGGAAAAGGACAGUGGUAUAACUACAACAAAGUUGUUGACCAACAAAUCCCAGAAGUUGCAAACUCCAGUUGUACAAAAAACCAGUAUUAAGUCAGAAGUACCAGACGUAUCUGUGCCAUCAAAACUGGCAACACGUAAGAAACCCCUGACUCCCCCUACUUCAAAACAAGAAGCCCCCACGCCAGAAAAACCCGUCACAGUUUCAUCUCAGAAACUUGUUGCGAAUAAAUCGAAGCAACCAGAGAUGUCUACCUCUGGCAAUCCUGACAAAGCCCCGUCUCAGAGGUCAGAAACAGUAAUUCUUCAAAAGACAGACACACAAUCAAAGCCACCAACUCCAAAACCACAGAGAUCUACUACACCUAGGUCUCGGGUGUCACCUGGUGCAGCGGCAGAGCAAGUGCCCAAACCGUCAAGGAAAGUCGAAACACCCAAAUUACCAAAGGCUGACACAGGUGGAGCCUCAGUGUCAAAAGUUGUUUGGGAACCUGCAAAGCCUCUUGAAGUACUAAAACCUGCGGUAUCUGAUGAGGUGGCUGAUAGUGAGUCAGUAGAUGCGGACAUUGAUAAACUGAUUAAUGCACAUAUGGCAGAGCAAUCUAUAAAGCAGGGUCUUGAAGUUCCUCCAAUCUUGGAUCUGAAACCGACUUUGCCUCUGCCCAAUACCACUGAAUCCAGGGAGCAGAAGCGUGAAAGAGAUGAAAGUAAUCUCCCAAAGAGUUACAGGGAAAAAGAAAGCCACCACAGAAAGAAGCGAAGUGAGGGUCACAAGUCUAGGGGAUCACCUCACAAGCAUCGCCAUUCGUCUGACCACAGGAAGGGGUCUCGAGUAGAUGCGGAAGGCCAACCCAGCUCUGCCGAAAAGCAAGCCAAUGCCUCUGAGGGGAUUGAUGACAGCCAGCCCCAUUCAUCCAUCCUGACCACAUCAAGUGGCAUCAGGUUAAAGAUAAAAGGUCUGUCCAACUCGAUGAACAGCGGGAGUGGCAAACAUGAGCCAUCACCUGAGCCCAGCCGGCAGACUAGCUCGCCAGGGUUGGUGAUGAAGCUCAACCUGUCCAAGAUGCAGGCAUCCCAUACUAAUUCUGACCACCAACCCGAAUCAUCAGCAGGGUCAGAGAAGUCCAGUGGCCAUCACCGACGCCACCGCCACCACCACCGCCAUAAGCAUGGCCACCACAAGCACCACAGAUCGGAAAGUCACCAUCACGGUGAUGACGGCCGAGAGUCUCACAAAAGGAAAAGGUCUCACAGCCGAUCUGACUCUGUGUCCUCAGGAGGGAGGGAUGCUUCCCCGGCUAUGUCCUCACCAGCAAAGAAGAGGACACACAGUAGGGCAAGUCACUCACAUCCCAAAUCUAUUCUCCCGAGUGAACAGUCCUUACUGAAUCUGCCGAUGCCACCAGCGGAUCCUUCAUCUGCAUACACAGGCUAUGACACUCACAGUUCUGCUUCCACAGGCCAGUUUUCCUAUGGCAUGCGUGACUUCUCUCAUCACGCACCCCUGACAACUGUGACAGCAUUGCCAUCGUCUGAUGGGUUUGAGUAUUACCCUUACAACCAAUCAUCUGAUGGCCAUGCUCCCCCUCCUCCACCCCCUCCGAGGGAGGACCUACCACCGCCGCCACCUCCUCCCAUGUGAGAAUGUUCUUGGCUUAUUUUAAUAUUUUCACACUCUUUGUGUAAAAAAAACAAAACAAAGAAACAAAGAAGUGAUCCUGAAUAUAUGAACAUUUCCAUGUAAUCUGACAUAUUUUGUGCAGUCUUUUGUUCGACGCUUUUUUUUUACAUUUCAUGAGAGUGGCCUUCUUUCAUUAUGUGUACUUUGCAGAAACAGCAUUUUGGCUUUUUCUUUUUCCAUUGUCUCUUUUACAAAGCACUUUUUUACUUAUUAUUUACAUAUAUUGGGACAUUAAAACAGUGUCCACCACAAAUUGUAAAGGACUUUUAAUAUACAGGGGAAAGUGGUUGAAGUACAAAAAAAAGUAAGUUUCUUUCGUUUUUUUUUUCAGCAUGAUAGAUUUCCAUGUUAAUUUGCCUUUUUUUUCAAUGUCAUAAUUUUCAUAAUUCUUUUUGAAAAACACCCAUUGUAUCUCCACAAAAUAAAAUUGCAGCUUCUUUUCUCAGCUGCUAAACGCUCCAUGCCAUGUUGGGUAGAUUUGAAACUUUGAUACAACAGAGGUGAAUUUUUAAUUAUUUUUUUUUUAUUAAGUUUUUACUUGAAAACUAGUGUGCUGAGAAAGAGUGUAACAUGUUUGCCUGAUAACUCAAAUGAGAUGUGUUUGGUCUUAGUGAAAUUUACACAAAUUAUCCUACCUUCAAACAUUCCAAUUCCAGCUGUCUAAUUUGAUUACAAUUUACAAAGUACAUCAGGCUUAAGUCCCGUAUAAAAAAAUUGCACUUUACUGCAACCAGUGCCAUGAAGAAUUAUUUUAAUUGGGUUUAAAGUAAACCCCGCAAGCUAGUUAAAUGGGUUAAACUGCACUUCUCCAGUGGCUAACCAUAACUCAAGAAGUUAACCAUAACUGAAGUUAUUCUGCAGUGAAUACUCCCUGUUAUUUGUAUUUCCUGUAAUGAUUUCUAAAAAGCGUUUCAUGCAUUUGGCUCCUGGGAAGGAUUUUUUUAAACAAGGAAAUUGGUUCAUGUGGUAAGCUGUGUGACCAGUAUUGAUGGUGAUUUCAAAUGCAAAAGAAAUUGUAUACUGGUCAGUUUCAGUAGUUGUUGAAAGGCCUUCAGCAGUUAAAACUGAUAUGGGAUAAUAACUCUUUAAGUUUUGCCAAAGCCAUUGCGCAUUUGCUUUGAUGUGUUUGAAGGAUCAAAUGUUUUUCUUGGUCAGACUUCUGUUGGCCAUUUAACUUUUUGUACUGUCAAUCUACAAUUGAGCUUCAAGGAGUUCUUGGAAUAUACGCGUUUAGUGAUCGAGGCAGAAUAUACAUGUGUGGAUUUUAAUAGUUGAUGACGCUUGCUGGAGUGUAGCAAAUAAGUAGCUGUCAAUUUAAAGUCCUAUUGAUAAGCAUUUAUGUAUUUGCCUUUUUUUUGGUAUGUGCUUGAAGUUGAGAAAUGACAGUUGAUGAAAAUUUAUUGUAAUGUUACCAUCAGUUACCAAGUUACUAAAAUUUAAAUACAUACCUGUGUAGUUUGAACAUGUGUACAGUUCCUUAGUUUUGUAUCCAAUGAUCAUUAUCUAUGUUCUUGAAUCUUGAUAUAAAGGAAGAAAAAAAAGUAUUAUUGAUAGAUAUACAUGUAGUAAAACUCUUUCGUUGGUGAAUUUGGUAGAUUCAGUGUAAAACCAAAUAGAAGUGGUAACAUUUUUUGUACAUUUCUCAGUAAUUAUGUUGACUGUAAAUAAGUAUAGACAUAAAAACAAAACAAAAAAAUUGAAUGGAAUUAAACGUGUACGGUCUCCUACUGGCUGAGUGUGUGAUAGCAUGGACUUAUAAAUGGAAGGACGUUGAGAUUAAGGUAAUUAAAUGGAUGUUUUGAGAAAUAAUUUAUUCCGAGUAAUGUUGACAAACUUUGUAUAAAAUAACAGUUGUACUCAAGUUUUUCUAA
Patiria miniata (bat star) is the source of this 6394-nucleotide messenger RNA. Its product is annotated as cyclin-T-like. NCBI's taxonomy places the organism in Eukaryota, Metazoa, Echinodermata, Asteroidea, Valvatida, Asterinidae. Gene Ontology annotation, molecular function: cyclin-dependent protein serine/threonine kinase activator activity. The transcript has 10 exons. The record is from RefSeq and is a predicted model, not a curated record. Gene Ontology annotation, cellular component: cyclin/CDK positive transcription elongation factor complex; nucleus. The coding region runs from base 30 to 4484 and encodes 1484 amino acids. Gene Ontology annotation, biological process: positive regulation of DNA-templated transcription, elongation; regulation of transcription by RNA polymerase II.